This is a messenger RNA of Rubroshorea leprosula, 542 nucleotides long. The record is from the annotation of a GenBank genome assembly. NCBI's taxonomy places the organism in Eukaryota, Viridiplantae, Streptophyta, Magnoliopsida, Malvales, Dipterocarpaceae.
GAGUAUCCACAUUUCACAUUUGUCAGUUAGCUCCUUCUGCAUAAGUACUGAGUCUGCAAAAUGAUAAGGCAGCUCUUGGUGCUGUUUUUGGUGGUGAUGAUGGUGAGUUCCUGCGGCAUGGCAGGGCCGCAGAGAGCAACCGUCGGUGGAAUAUUUGGGGAGAAGCAGCACCACCGCGUCGAGAAGGAAGUAACCACCUUGGAAGGAAGAGAAAGCACAGCUAAGUCCACGGACGAAAGCAACAACCACCAUAGCAUACCGAGACAAGAUUACCCUUCUCCGAGUAACGAUGGAAACAGUAAUGGUGGAAGUGAAUAGAUAUACUUGUUUUAUGGAUUAAUGCGUUAGUGUUUAUAGGUUGUGUGAGUAGAUAAUGAUGUUUCCAGUUUGGUGUUAAGUCAAAUUAUAACAUUAUUAUCAUAGGGCCUAAAUUUUAUAAUCUGGGUGAAGCUAGGCCGUAAAAGACUAUUUCGGACGUGUGGUUUCCAUAUACUAAGUGGGUUUGCUGGGUUGCUGAUGUGAAAUAAAAAUUAGUGUCAUGU